Messenger RNA from Linum trigynum, 3706 nucleotides. Lineage: Eukaryota; Viridiplantae; Streptophyta; Magnoliopsida; Malpighiales; Linaceae. The record is from the annotation of a GenBank genome assembly.
CGGCCGGCGGGAACAGGUGCGGUGGCGCAGUAAUGACCGGCGAGACCUAUCACGUUGGAGACGCAAUGUUUUCGAAUUGCUGGAGAUUCGGACGCCGAACUGGGCGGGGGGAUCUCUCCCAGUAGGAUUCGCCGGUGCAACAAUAUAUCAGAUUUUAUUUUUAAAAAAUGAAUAUUUUGAGUCUUUUGGCUGGGGAUGGAGAUACGAAUCGGAGGCUCCCUUAUCCUCUUCCUCAAAGCCGUGAUACGAAAGAAGUCCUGGCGAAAAGCGACCUAGUUGGACGAGAACUCUCAUUUAACCCUUUCUAUUUAGUGAGUAGCGUUUGGUGAUAGAAAGUGUUGAGAGCUCCGAUGGAUUUUCCCCAACUCAGGCUCCCCUCUUCCCCUAGGUACUCUAAAUCCCCCUGUGACUGUUUUUCAUUUCCUUGAUAGAGAGGAACAGACCCUCAGCGCCGCCACUGCUCCGUGUGAGUUGUUGGAAUUAAAGUGGCGGCCACGAAUGAUUACGAAUAAUAACAUUGCACCCCCCUCCUCAUUGUAGAUCAAUAUGGCGACACAUGUGAGUGAGGAUCAAGUGGUGCAAUUCUCCCUUGAUUAAGUUCAGUCUGUUCAAGUUCGUAGAUCCCAUAUAUUGCUUGGCCGCAUCUUCACCACGGCGAGGAUCACGACUACCGAAAUUCGGGAUUUGGUGAACUCCCCAUGGAAAUGCAAGGGGAGGGUCAAAGUGUUGCAAGCCAUGAUCAUGGAUGCCGUCGGUAACGAGGCAAAGGUAUGAGGAGCUUGCGGUGGCCCCAUUCCAGGUGCAACUUUGGGAUGUGAAGGAUGAUUGUUGCACUUCAAAGUUUGGUAUGAAGGUGGUUGGUCCCACGAUCGGACAAGUGCUAGAAGUAGGUAUAUAUUCUUGCCCUGACACUGGGAGAUAGUUCAUCAAGGUGAAAGCGUUGAUCGAUUUCUCUCGGCCCCUGCGAUCGCAACUAAUGGCUGCUAGUGAGGAGACGGGGUGCUUCUGGGUCCGACUGAAGUACGAGCACCUCCCAUCCUUUUGAUUCCUUUGCGGACGGGUGGGACAUUUCCAGAGAGAGUGUGUUUUCGAUCCCCCAACUCGCAAAGAGCGAUUUGGCCCGCAUAUGAUGACCAAGAAGCUGGGGACAAGGGUCUAUGAUGAGGAUGAUAUCACUAUCCCAUUCCAGGGGAAGUCUAAAACUGUUUGGGUAAACAAUGCCAUCAAGGGCCCUCGUAACCAACUCAUACCGGCUCGUAAUGUUGCGGAGCCGAGACUGGAGGCUAUGGAUGUGGAUGACGCGGAUCACCAUGGCCUGUCUCUUGGGCAGGGGGUUGAGGAACGGAUUGAGCCCGAACCCAUGGCAAGAGAGAAUCAGGCGCAAUCACGAAGAAGCCAUAGGGGAUUUCCAUCCCUCGAUCUCCCAAAAUGAACCUGGGACCUAGCAUGCAUCGCCGAGCUAAAGGGAAAGAAAAGCAGGGCUCUGGCCGUAUUCCCCUUGACCCAAAGACCGCUCGAAAACCAGGACUGUUGGGUAAAGAGGUGGGUCGCCACGAGGCGGAUGAUCGCAAACCAGAUGGGCCUGUCUCUCGGGGGAAGGUUUCGUCUAACCCCUCCAUUCCUGUAGUCGGUCUCACUCAUGCUGUCUUGGUGGAAACUCGGAGAAGGAGAUUGCUGCUGGAGGAGGAAUCCGAAGAUGAGCUGUCGCCGCUGUUUGCCUCCCUUCGUGGUGAGGGACGGUCAGUGGAGCAAGAACCAGUGGACGUGAAGCGGGAGAGCAAGGCUUCCCGCAUAUUGAGGAUGGAAUGCAAGCUACCCGGCCAGCCUAGCCCAAAAUGUCUUGCCAAAAAUGCGCCACGCCGGAUGCCGAGAGAGGCGGCUGUCUCCAACAGGGAAAGCUGAAGAAAACGGUUCCAUAAAUGCUCCUCGCGAGACCUCAAUGGCAGUGAUUAUUGAGGAUGAGAUUUGGGUGGAUGUUCCUGUCCUAGAACAGAUGGAGAGUGCUCCGUCCCCAUUUAAUACCUACCUGGAGUCGGUACCAGAUGGGACUGUGAUGACUGAGUCAAUUGAGACUAGUCCGAAAGGCGAUGUACAUCAUUUUGAACUGCGAAGUAGAAAACCGGUUAAUGAAAGACCGCUCAAUGGUCAUGUUCAACAGGUGGUGCGUGCAUUUGAGGUGGGAUGGAUUUUCAUAACUCUCACUCCUCUCCUCCGAUGAAUGUCGCGCCUAACCCGAUUAUUUGCGGGCUCAUGGUGGAGACAUCCUCUGCGUUGACUGGGGAGCUUGGAGAUCUGAAUGAAUAUGGAUCCAAUGAUGCGGUCCUGCAAAACAGAGAUAGGAAACCGGCAUUUCAGGCGGUGGAUGGGGAUGACUGCAAGCCCCCUACACUGAAGAAACAGUUUGUGGAAGAAAAGGACGCUACUAAUACGGUGGAGGAAACCAGCCUAAAAUGGUCCCAACCAGAUAUAUGAGGCUUAUGGCCUGGAAUGUGAGAGGAAUUGGGCCAUCCCUCACAUUUCAAACUGCUUUGGGUUUACUUCGUUCGAAUAAACCGGAACUUGUUUUCUUUUCUGAAACAAGAGCUCGCUGGAGAUUAGUUUCCCACCAUUGAUGCAUCUGGUGGUCUUGUUGUUGCUUGGUCCCUCGACAUUGACGCUUCGGUGUUUUAUCAUUCAGAUUUUUGUAUCGGUAUUCAAAUUAAUAAAGUGGAUUUUUCUUAUGUUGUUUUUUUGUUUACAUUAGUUGUAACCUGUCUACCAGAGCCACGCAAUUGGCUCAUCUUCGUGAAAUUUGUGCCGAUAUUCAUCUCCCUUACGUGGUUAUUAGUGACUUCAAUACCACCCUGCAUGCACAUGAGAAAGAUGGGGGAAAUGUUUGGAAUAGUGCACAAUCGAUUAAUCCCCGUGAGUUUAUCAUCGACCUUGGGCUUCAUGAUCCUGGCUAUCAAGGGGAUACUUUCACCUGGACGAACAAACAUUUUGGUAAUGCAUGCAUUCGCGAACGACUUGAUCGGGCCUUCUGUUCUCAACGUGGGUGGAGCAAUUCCUCGAUACUCUUGUCAAACAUUUUACAGACCUUGGUUUGGAUCAUAGGGCGUUGCUCCUAGUUGACCGGCCCUAUGAUCGAUAUUUUUGCCAGUUAUUCAGAUUUGAUGCUCGAUGGGCUGACAACCCUGAAGUCAAAGCGAUGGUCAGUUAUGUGUGGUAGGAGUCAAGCUCAAGUACCCCGAUGUACCAGCUCUGGGAGAAACUGAAAAAAUUGAGACAUCUUCUCUAUGACUGGAGUAGGGCCGGGACUACCAACUCGCUUCGUAAUAUCAAGACCCUCCAGGUAGAAAUUGAGCUCCUCAAAUCCAAUCAUCCGAUAAAUUGGGAGGCGGUGAAAGUCCUCGAGGUGGGACUGAAUCGCCAAUGGGAGGCAGAAGAAUUAUACUGGCAGCAGAUGUCCAGGGUGCAUUGGCUCAAAAAAGGAAUUUUGUGGCUGGCCUGCAUAAUGACAAUGGUGACUGGGUUACUGAUGAGAAGUGGAAAGCUGACACUGCCUGUCACUUUUAUCAGCAUUUAUUCACUUUAGAAAAUCAAGUGGUGAAUAUGUUCGAUAGGGUGGCGGGUCUUCCUAUUGAUCAAAGCGUAACCCAAGAGAUGAAUAAUAUGCUAACGGCAGAGGUUAUGCCUAGGAGGUUCGAAAUAUAGUGUUCGCCAUGGG